AUGGUUGCUACAUGGACAUAUAACGCCACCGAGCAUCUCGUUCUCAUAAAUCUCACGACCUUGAAAUAUCAAUUUAUCGCAGCUCCGGUUGCAGCGCUUACGGGAAUCGUUGAUAGCGCCCUAGCUGUAACUUCUCCCAUCAGCGUGGCUAUUAUCGCAUCUUCACCCAACUCUCCGCAGGCCUUAUACCACGUGAAAUUGAGCAAACCGGUCUCUUUUACCACUCUCCGGUCUUCGACUACGAUUUCCGUCCCCAAAACAUUUUUCGCGCAAGGCAGAUCUAUCUCAUUUCCUCGUUCGAAUACAGGACCUGACUCUGGCGAGAAAAUAGAUAUAAUCGCAAAGGCUCAUUCGACUGCGCAUGCAUUUUUCUUCCUACCUCAGAACCCUCACUAUGUCGGUCCUGAGGGCUGUCUACCCCCAUUGAUCAUUUCGAUUCACGGUGGCCCCACCCUUCAUUCCAGCCCUGGGCUUUCUUUACAGUGGCAGUAUUAUACAACCCGUGGCUACGCUGUCGCCCUGUUGAAUUAUGCUGGGUCAUCGGGAUACGGAAGAAAAUACCGCGAGAUACUCAACGGGAAAUGGGGGACUCUAGAUGUCCAGGAUGCCGCCGACUGCGCACGAUACCUUAGUUCUUCAGGUCUAAUAGAUGGAAAUGCGAUUGGAAUAACCGGGGGUAGUUCAGGCGGCUACGCUGCUCUACAAGCUAUCUGCGACUUCCCAUCCCUUUGGGCAGCCGCAGUGAGUAUCUCGGGGAUCAGCGACAUUGAAGCGCUUGUCAAGGACACGCAUAAAUUUGAAAGCUUCUACCCCCUGAAACUUAUUUUUGGACAAGACGUGCCUAGGGAUGAAAGUGUUCGACAAGUGACAUAUCGUCAGCGCAGUCCACGUUUCAAAGCACAGAAGAACAAGAUUACAGCUCGGACAAUGUUGCUCCAGGGACGGGAGGAUCAAAUUGUUCCUUUGAACCAAGCUGAGGCCAUGACGCGCUCAAUCCUUUCCAAUGGCGGUACAGCAAAGCUCAUAGUCUUUGGUGGAGAGGGUCAUGGGUUCCCGCGGGAGGCAGAAAAUGCACUACGCGCGGUGCGAGAAGAAAACAAAUGGUGGCGCCAGAGUCUAGCCAUUCAACAGGCAUCCUCGCAUCUAGAAAUCAGUAUCUCCUUGGCAGCUUUAUGUUACAUUGCUGUGAUCUUUUGGUUGUAUCAGCGAUUUUAA
Molecule: messenger RNA, 1215 nt
Organism: Penicillium longicatenatum
Lineage: Eukaryota; Fungi; Ascomycota; Eurotiomycetes; Eurotiales; Aspergillaceae
Product: alpha/beta hydrolase family protein
Exons: 1
Coding region: 1-1215 (404 amino acids)
Biological process (GO): proteolysis
Molecular function (GO): serine-type peptidase activity
Source: RefSeq, a predicted model, not a curated record